CACAUAUAACAAAUAAAAACGCUUAAGCAUACAAAUAGCUGAAACAAAGAAAAGCAGGCAACAUGUACAUGCUUUGGUUAUGUAUUUGCUGCAGCUUGCUGUUGUUGCCAGAGGCAACGUUGACUAUGCGCAUCAAGCGCUCGGAGCAAGCCGCUGCUGCAGUACAAAAGACUGAGACUAAUAACACAACAGCAGCAGCAGCAACUACAACUGCAGCAGCCACAACAAGCGCAGCAGCAACAACCACAACCACAGCUGCUGGCAAGUCGCCUGCACUAGCUGAGGCUGAGCUGCUGUCACGUUUGCAUCACAACAAGCGUCGCAUGGCGCUGCUGAAUGAAUCGCUGCUGCCCAAAGUCAAGCCACAUGCGCAUAGCAAUGCUAACAAUCCAAUUGCUGCUCCAGCUGCUGCCCCAGCAGCAACUGCACCUUUUGUCUACUACAACAAGCUCGUUUCGCCCGAUGGCAAGCAGCAGCUUAAGGAGUUUCAGCUGCUGGCACCCAAUGUGGUAAUUGAAAGCCUGCAGCGUGAUUUAAACUAUGGCCCAGAGCUAGGCGGCAUCUUUGUGCUAAAUGCUGAGCAGCCAGUCGCUGCCGCUGGCCAUGGCCAUCAUGGCAACAAGCCGAAGCAUUUGCAUGCACACAAGUCGCACAAGUCGGCGCUGGGCAUGCCGCCUUUGUUGUAUUUGCUGCAGCAGCUAAUGCAGUCCAGCAGCGGCAGCGGCAGCUUGGAGUUUGCUGAGGCAGAGGCGCGUCGUGAGCUGGACAAUCCUUUCUAUCAGUUUCUGGAUAAUGUGCUGGAUAAUCCGCUGCGCAACGCUGCGCCGAAUGAGUUUGCCAUUGAGCGUUUGUUAAGCGAACGCGAAUUGACAGAGCUGCAAAAGCAAGCAGACAAGGACAAGGACAAGGACAAGACUGAGCAGCCAGCUGUGCCGCAGGAUGAGCUUAUUGUUAGCUGUCCCAUACAUCAUGAGCAUCAUGCCAAUAACAAUGGCCAAAUUAUUGACGAUGAUGUUGUGCUAGUUAACGAAUGUCAUAUUGUCUAAACUGAGGUGGGGGUGCGAGUAUCGUAUGCAACAAAAUUUAUAGGUAGGCUGCAAAUUGUUUAAUUUCAUUUGGUUUUAUUUUUUGUGCUUUGUUUGGAAUGUUGCAAUGCAUAACUGUUCGAAAAUAAAGCGUCAAAAGCAACAAACUCAA
Molecule: messenger RNA, 1197 nt
Organism: Drosophila busckii
Lineage: Eukaryota; Metazoa; Arthropoda; Insecta; Diptera; Drosophilidae
Exons: 3
Coding region: 63-1046 (327 amino acids)
Source: RefSeq, a predicted model, not a curated record